UUGUCCUCCAGUGACUUGGUUGAAGCAGGGGUUGUGGGCCUUGAAGAUGAGUCUCUCAUCCCUACUGAUCGGGGUGUGGACCGUACCCCGCCUGAGCCAGAGAGCAGCAGACAGGACACCUCUGAUUUCAUCAGCGUGAACGAGAGCAGCGGACAGCCGGGCGAAGGGUUGCUGAGCAGAGAGAGCAGCCGCUGUGAUGUUCUGCAGGAGCUGAAGGGCCUCCACGUGCUGGAGCAGCGGAUAAUGGAGGAGAACCUGAAGAUCCACGAGUUCAGGCGCUGCGAGCAGGAGGAGAGGCUGGCUGAGCGGCGGUCCGAGCAAACCGGCGGGAAGGGCCCGAGCAAGGACAGGCAGCUGUUCCUGAGGGAGCUGGAGAAGGAGAAGCGAGAGGUGGAGAAGCUGGAGAAGAGUCUGGAUAAGGAGAUGGCCAAAGGAGCUAAAGUGAAGAACAGGCUAAGCCGCGGUCGCAAAGUGGUGAAAUGCUCCAUAAUGGAGAGAACCUCAAAGCUGAAGAACCUGGAAGAUGGCGCACUGUGCGAUAAGCUUAUUUCAGGCUCCAAGAGCCAGGUGCCCAACAAAACGGACCCAACUCCCGGUCAGCAAGAUGACACAAACUGCAUCCCGGCUGAAUCAUCUACUGACGUGACCAUAAACGGUCGCAAUCAGGGUUGCAGCAGUAAGCCAGAGCUAUCGCAAGACGUAAGAUGGAGUCCAGAGAAUGUUGAGUCUUCUGCCAGUAACCGUCACCCAGAGGACAGCCCGCCUGCAUGUCCACGUGUUCCAAGUGAUGAAGGGAAUGCAUUGUGCUCCUCUGCCCUUGCUGAGCCCAGUGUGCCCAGCCAUGCCUCAGAAGAGGACAGAAAAUCCCCUCUGAAUGAUUUAACAGCCCCUGUGGAUUGUGCUACAGAGGUGGUGGACUGUUGCCCCCCAGGGGAGAUCGACCCUGAACAGAAUGAUUUAACAGCCCCCGUGGAUUGUGCUACAGAGGUGGUGGACUGUUGCCCCCCAGGGGAGAUCGAGCCUGAACAGAAUGAUUUAACAGCCCCCGUGGAUUGUGCUACAGAGGUGGUGGACUGUUGCCCCCCAGGGGAGAUCGAGCCUGAACAGUUAGCAUGUAGAACUUUGGAGCAGGGAGACUCUAAAACGCUGGCUGUUGAUGGAGCGCAGAGUCACAUUCCGGAGGCUUCCCUGACACCAGCAACUUGUCCCAAUCCUGGAGCGUUUGACCCGGGUGGCGACGCGAUCAAGGCUCCGGUGCCAAAACCAAGGAAGGCAGCCCGACCCCCAAACUCUGACAUGGGGCAAGUGCAGUGCUCUGAGGAAGAAGUACUCAAGAUGUCUCUUGCCUUGGUACCUAUACAGGACAACCCUGGCGCAAAGCUGCUCCUAAUGGUAGAGGAGCCCAAAACGCCUCCAAAGCCCAGAGAGCGAAAGAACAAGCCCUCAGCCCACCCGCAAGCCCCAGCAAUGAGCCCAGCUGUGUCACAGCACAGCAAUAACAACAAUAACAAAACCCCGCUUUCCGAAGAGCCUUCACCUUCAUGUGCGGCCCCUGAAAGCACUUCCACCGAGUCCUCUGACGUCUCGCUCGGAGAGUCGGCUGAAGCCGCAAAACCCUCCUCUCCAGAAGCGCCACCGAUUGAGCCAGAUGUGGAUGCUCCCCUGAGCGCCUCGGAGAAUACCCCUCCUGCGGACCCACCCUGCACGGAGAAGGGGGAGUCCCCACAGGUGUGUCCGGAGGAGGCCCCUCUGGGAUCAGGUGGGCUGGUGGAAGAGGCAGGCCCGCGGACCGAGGUGGAAACGCCGGCUGAGUGGCCGUCUCAGGACAGCGGAGCAGCAGUGAGAUCCAUCUGCAGGUCACCUGUCAAUGAGAACCUCCUCCACAUCAACACACGAGCGUUGACAGACUUCAAGACCCCCAUCGUUCUGGACACCGGAUCAGGUCUGGUGAAGGCUGGUUUUGCCGAUCAGGAUCUCCCAGGUGCCAUAUUCCCCACCGUCAUCGGAGUACCCAAGUAUGAGGAGAUUAUGAAUGGGAACUUUGAACGAGAGUCUUACAUCGGACAUGAGGCGCAGCAUAUGAGAGGCGUUCUUUCCCUGAAGUACCCCAUGAAGAAUGGCAUCGUUCGCAACUGGGACGAAAUGGAAAAGAUCUGGCACCAUACCUUCCAGCAGCUGCGUGCGGACCCGGAGGAGCACCCCGUGCUGCUGUCGGAGGCGGCCAUGAACCCCCGGGAGAACAGGCAGCGCAUGGUGGAGCUGAUGUUCGAGGCCUUCAGCGUGCCGUACGCCUACGUGGCCAUGCAGGCCGUGCUGGCGCUGUACGCUGCCGGGAGAACCACGGGUGUGGUGUUUGACUCUGGGGACGGAUCGAGCCACAGCGUCCCGGUGUUCGAGGGCUACUGUCUGCCUCACGCCGUGCAGCGUUUCACCCUGGCUGGCAUGGACGUCACACUGCACCUCCGGAAGCUGCUGCAGGAACAGGGCGUUGCCAUGCGUACGUCGGCGGAGCUAGAGAUCGUCAGGGAGAUGAAGGAGAGUUGCUGCUACGUGGCCCAGGACUACGAGGCGGAGCUGUGUGGCGGGGGGCCUGCCAGCAGCGAGGUCUAUUAUACCAUGCCUGACGGCCAGGUCAUCUGCCUCGGCACCGAGAGGUUCAGGGCAACAGAGAUCCUGUUCAAACCGGAACUCAUUGGACGAGACCAUUAUGGGAUGCACGAGAGCAUUUUCAAAUCCAUUCUUCAUUCCGACAUCGACCUCCGAAGGAGUUUCGUCGGAAACAUCGUUUUAUCAGGUGGCAACACUCUCCUGGCCGGCCUGCCUCAGCGUCUGCAGAGUGAGAUCAGGAACAUGGUGCCCGCAGACCUUGGCGAGAGCGUGCGGGUGACCAGCCCGAAGGACCGCGACUUCUCCGUUUGGAGCGGGGGUGCGGUGCUGGCCAGCCUCCCGUCCUUCGCCUCCGCGUGGAUCAGCGAGGAGGAGUACGAGGAGUUCGGCCCCCAGAUCGUCUUCAGGAAGUGCUUCUGA
Molecule: messenger RNA, 3027 nt
Organism: Megalops cyprinoides (Indo-Pacific tarpon)
Lineage: Eukaryota; Metazoa; Chordata; Actinopteri; Elopiformes; Megalopidae
Exons: 8
Coding region: 244-3027 (927 amino acids)
Source: RefSeq, a predicted model, not a curated record